Medioppia subpectinata is the source of this 374-nucleotide messenger RNA. Lineage: Eukaryota; Metazoa; Arthropoda; Arachnida; Sarcoptiformes; Oppiidae. The record is from the annotation of a GenBank genome assembly.
AUAAAUUUCACAAUUAGUUUGAAAUAUACUAUUGCUUUAAUAGAGUGAGAGUCAGAUUAAAAGACACUUUAGUCCUGUUUUGUCGGUAAAUUGUGAUAUUUUGUGAAAAUUCAAUUAAAGCGUUACGUUUAAUGGCAGAAUACGGUCAACAACAGCAACAGUGGCAACCGGCACAAACCGGACCCGCGCCGCCCUAUGGACCGCCCGGACAACAAACUUACAUUCCCGGUCAGGCGCCGCCGCCCGGACACUACGCCCCUCAGGGAACUGUACUCAUCCAACAAACGCCGGCCCCACAGACCGUAGUAGUGUUGGGCGGAUGUCCCACAUGUAGAGUCGGACAAUUGGACGAUGAAUUCACCUGUUUGGGUUAG